Carassius carassius (crucian carp) is the source of this 2004-nucleotide messenger RNA. Its product is annotated as MPN domain-containing protein. NCBI's taxonomy places the organism in Eukaryota, Metazoa, Chordata, Actinopteri, Cypriniformes, Cyprinidae. The transcript has 13 exons. Gene Ontology annotation, biological process: double-strand break repair. The record is from RefSeq and is a predicted model, not a curated record. Gene Ontology annotation, cellular component: BRCA1-A complex; BRISC complex. The coding region runs from base 202 to 1662 and encodes 486 amino acids. Gene Ontology annotation, molecular function: polyubiquitin modification-dependent protein binding; metallopeptidase activity.
AGAAACACUACACAAGGAAACUACACUGCAGACACACACACGCCUUCAUUUUAUGUUUUUGAAUAACAGCCUGGUGGCGAGUGUCCGCACAGAAGUGUUACAUUAACCCCGCUGAACUGAACUGAAGCGGCGGAAAGAAAGACGUUGCAUCAGUCUGUGGAGCAGUCUCAGGGCAAAGCGUUUAACGACGAUUAUCGCGAAAUGGGCUCUGAGCCACCCUCAUCUCCUCAGGUGGUCGAGGAAGGAGCGGAUGAAGAGGAUGAGGAGUUGAGCGGGGCCGAAGAUGCAGACCUCAGGGCCUCCUCUGGGAGGGGGUCCCUCCUGACCAGGAGAGGCAUCACACUGAGAGUCCUCUUAAAGGACGGGCUUGUGGAGCCUGGAGACGGCAUUCUGUCCAUACACUACCUGGGCAAAACGUUUGUUGGAGAUCUUUUGAAUGAUGGGAAGAUUCGUUGGGUGGAGACUGGGCAGAUCUUUAACUCUCCAAGUGCUUGGGCAACACACUGCAAGCGUCUGGUGAACCCAGCCAAGAAGUCUGGCUGUGGCUGGGCCUCGGUGCGCUACCGGGGACAGAAACUGGUCCAGUACAAAACCACCUGGCUACACAAAUACCAGCCCAGUGCUGACAUGAGUCUGAUAAGUGAGGGAGAAGAUGAUGAGAUGGGAGAUGAUGACGAAGAGGAAGGGAAAACGUCUGUGCUAGUAGAGGACAAGAAUAAAAAGUCCAAACCUGAGCUGCACGACAUUGGCCUGAUGCAGAGGAGAGACAGAGAGAGAAUUCCAGUCAGGUAUUGCACUCUUGGCACUAGAGAUGCUGCAAGGGAUCCUCACACUCUCGUAGAACUGUCUGCCUUUUCUGCGAUCAACCGCUUCCAGCCUUUUAAUGUAGCAGUGUCCAGCAACGUUCUGCUGCUAAUGGAUUUUCACUGUCACCUGACCACGAGCGAGGUGGUGGGAUAUUUAGGGGGACGAUGGGACACUAACACCCAGUUGCUUACAGUGUUGAGGGCGUUCCCUUGCCGUACGCGGCUGGCAGAUAAAGACGCCGCUCCAGCUGUCGAAGAAGAGAUUUGCCAAAACCUCUUCAUGCGGGGGCUGUCAUUGGUGGGAUGGUAUCACAGUCACCCACGAGGCCCCGCCCUUCCGUCUCUGCAGGACAUAGAUUCACAGAUGGAUCACCAGCUCCGCCUACAAGGCAGCAGUAAUGGCUUCCAGCCCUGUCUGGGGAUUAUCUGUGGACCCUAUUACCAUGGGAACCAAGGUGUAGCCUCCACCAUCACGCCAUUCUGGGUAGUUCCCCCUCCUGAGCAACGACCCAAUGAUUACGGCAUCCCAGUGGCGGUCGAGGUCACAUACGUGCAAGACAACUUCCUCACUACAGACGUACUCAAUGAGAUGAUGCUGUUGGUGGAGUUCUAUCGGUCUGCUCCUGACCUUGUGCAGUUCAGUCAGAUGUGGAGUCCUAAUACCUCAAUACUCGACAAAAUCAAGGUCUGCUAUAAUUUCUGUCCUUCAUACAUACACAAACAAACAAAACACAAUAUAAAUUUUCAUGAUUUACAAUUAACACUAAGAAUGUUCUUUAAGGUAAAGGGACAGUCCAAAGACACAUUAGAGCCAGUAUUGCUAUGUCAGACUUGUUGGUAUACAAUGUUUUCAUAGCAUCAGCUUAAAAAAAAACCAAUCUGAUGUUAUUUCAGAAGAAACAAAAAGCUUUUACUUGACAUCUUAAAAAGAAAUGAUUGCCAUAGUCUGACUGAAAUCAAACCUUUAAAGUGCAUAUGCACAGACUUAAUUAUCAAAGCUUCUUUCUGCUGCAGGAUAAAAAAAAAUGGUAAUUGCAAUUUACCUCACUAUUCUGCAUUUGUAUCACAAUUCACUUUUUUCUUGCAGUUCUGAAAAAGAAAAAAUCAGAAUUGCGAGAUACAAAUGCAGAAUAGUGAGAUAUAAACAGAAUUGAGAGAUAUAAAAAAAAAAGUUACAUUUUGAACUAGUCACAAUACC